AUGCCGCUUUGCGCUGCUUGCUGCGUCGCGAAAGGCUUCAACAAGUUCCACGGUGGACAGCGACAACUACCGCGUCCAGUGUGCAAAGAAUGUUUUCGCAAUGGGAAGAAGCCGGUAGAUCUUGGGGGCGAGCCCGUGAUACUUCCGGUUCGUGUCUCAGGCGACCUGAAAACAGCAAGUCUAGCAGAUUUCCAACUGCUUAGUGUCAUUGGACAGGGCACUUUUGGAAUGGUGCUGUUGGUACGACACGCGACCACUGGAACAGUACACGCUAUGAAGAUCAUCAGUAAGAAGUUCGUUGUGGAUAUGGACAGCGUGCACCACAUGAAAACGGAGCGCAAUGUCAUGACAAAGAUUCGCCAUCCUUUUGUGAUCGGGCUCAAUUACGCUUUUCAAACAGAAUCAAAGAUCUAUCUCGUGAUGGAGUACCAGUCUGGUGGAGAGCUAUUCUCGUACUUGAAAGAGCAAGGCACUUUUACGGAGGACGUCGCUCGCUUUUAUUUGGCCGAGAUGGUUCUAGCAUUAGAGCAUUUGCACGGACGCGGUAUCAUACACCGCGACCUAAAGCCUGAGAACGUACUCAUUUCAGCCGAAGGGCACAUCAAGUUGACCGACUUUGGCUUGGCGAAGGAAUACAUAGAAGGGCAGGAACUACUAACCGUGUGCGGAACGAAAGAAUAUAUGGCACCCGAGAUGCUUCUUGGCAAAGGAUAUGACUCGGCCGUGGAUUGGUGGUCGCUUGGUGCUCUUGCGCACGAAAUGCUGAUUGGAAGUCCACCGUUUCGAUCGAAAUCACCUGCAGACUUGCACAAGAAGAUUAUCUCAGCCAAGCUACAAUUGCCACGAUGGCUGUCGGGUGAAGCUCACUCGUUGAUCAAGUCCCUCUUGGAGCGGAACGUGAGCAAACGAUUGGGUGGCGGCAAGUCCUCUAUGUUUGUCGUCAAGGGAGUACAGGCACUAAAACGUCAUCCGUUUUUUAAGUCAGUGAAUUGGGAGAAGGCGGAAACUCUUCGCGUCCUUCCUCCUCAAGUACCAAGUGUUUCUGACGAAGUGGACACGAGCAAUUUUGACAAGAAGUUUACAGACAUGCCAGUUUCAGACCUGAUGUGUGAAGCGGUUAUCGCUGAAGAGUAUGGUGAUCUUUUUCGGGGAUAUUCAUUUUGCUGGCAAGACGGUAUCAAGGAAGAUAUCUCUAAUCCGCAGUCGCCGAUCAACACAACAACGCUACCGACGAUUGCAGCUCUCGUAAGUGAUGGUGAUGAUAUGAAGGACAUCAACGACGCCAUAGCCAUAGCCGCCUGUAAGCAGGUGCAAUUUCGGCCCAAUUGA
Peronospora matthiolae is the source of this 1329-nucleotide messenger RNA. NCBI's taxonomy places the organism in Eukaryota, Oomycota, Peronosporomycetes, Peronosporales, Peronosporaceae. The record is from the annotation of a GenBank genome assembly.